CGAACCCUAACGGGGCCGGUCAUCUCGAUAUUAAGACAUUGCAUGUUUCUAAUUAUCCUCAGAUUCUCUCCGCCGUUUUGUCCGAAUCCUUUUCUCCGGUUCGUUCCGUCGAAGAUUUCGCGGGAACCGAAGCGCCUGUACCGGAAUUUCUCCUGUUUCACCGAACCGACUGCUCGAUUCCCUAACCGGUCACAAGCUGCAAUACCGAAGAUUGUGCAAGCCUCUCAGCUCUGGACAUCAUAAUUAAUUCCCUUUCUGGGAUUCAUUUAUUUCCUUGGAAGAAGAAUCGGGUUAUCGGUAAGAGAAAAUGGAAAUGGAUUUGGAGCCCAUAGCUCUCACGCCGCAGAAACAGGACAGCGCGUGGAAGCAUUGUGAAGUCUACAAGUACGGGGAUCGAGUACAGAUGAGGUGUCUCUACUGUCGGAAAAUGUUUAAGGGUGGUGGGAUAACCAGGGUAAAGGAGCACCUCGCGGGUAAAAAGGGUCAAGGCACCAUUUGCGAUCAAGUCCCGGAAGAUGUUCGCCAAUUCUUGCAGCAGUGUCUGGAUGGGACUGUGAGACGGCAGAGGAAGAGGCGAAAAUCGAGUCCAGAGCCGUUGCCCGUAGCUUAUUUCCCUCCUUCCGAGUUGGACGUGUCGGUUGCCCAUUCUGACGUGAAUAAUGGAUUCAAGUCGCCAGGUUCAGAUGUUGUUGUACCGAACCCGAGCCUGUUGGCUGGCAGAACGAAGCAGAGAACUUACAGGAGUAGGAAGAAUGCAUUUUCUUCCGCAAAUCUUGAUGGGUCUGCAGCUAACAUUAGUGACCUGAUGGCUAGAGAUAUGGGCAAUCUAAUUCCCGUGGCUAUUAGUAGUGUAAAAAACAUUGUUCAACCAUCCUCCAAAGACAGGGAGAAGACGAUUCAUAUGGAAAUUGGAAGGUUUCUGUUCGACAUUGGAGCCGAUUUCGAUGCGGUGAAUUCUGUUAAUUUCCAACCAAUGAUUGAUGCAGUUGUCUCUGGAGGAUUCGAGAUGUCUAUCCCCACGCAACAUGAUCUCCGAGGUUGGAUACUGAAGAACUGUGUAGAGGAAACGAAGAAGGAUAUUGAUGAAAGCAGGCCACUGUGGAAGAGGACAGGAUGUUCCAUUUUGGUUGAGCAAUUGGACUCCGGAAAUGGCCCAAAAAUCCUCAACUUUUUGGUGUACUGCCCAGAAAAAGUUGUGUUUUUGAAGUCUGUGGAUGCGUCUGAGAUUAUAACUUCUGCUGAUAAAUUAUACGAGCUUCUUAAGGAGGUGGUAGAAGAAAUUGGGGAAACCAAUGUCGUUCAAGUGAUUACGAAACAUGAAGAUCACUAUGUCGCAGCUGGGAAGAUGUUGAUGGAUGCAUAUCCUUCUAUUUAUUGGGUUCCUUGUGCUGCUCAUUGCAUAGAUAGGAUGCUCGAGGAUGUUGGGAAGGUUGAGUGGAUAAGCGAUAUAAUCGAACAGGCUCGAUCUAUCACAAGAUAUAUUUACAACCAUAGCGGUGUUUUGAAUCUGAUGUGGAGAUUUACUUCCGGUAAUGAUAUCGUGCGACCAGCAUGUGGCCGUUCCGCCACAAAUUUUGCGACUUUGGGAAGGAUAGCCGAUCUAAAACCGAGUUUGCAGGCUAUGGUUAUUUCACCAGAGUGGAACGAUUGUUCUUAUUCGAAGGAAGCAGGUGGAUUGGCAAUGACUGAUACUAUAAACGAUGAAGCCUUCUGGAAGGCGGUUAUGCUAUUAAACCAAUUAACGGAUCCUCUUUUGCGAGUUGUGAGGAUAGCUUUUUCUGAAAAGAGGCCUGCAAUGGGGUAUGUCUAUGCAGCACUGUACCGGGCAAAGGAAGCAAUUAAGAACCUAUUUGUUAAGAGAGAGGAUUACAUAGUUUACUGGAAAAUUAUAGAUAGCAGGUGGGAUCAGCAAAGGCUUCUUCCUUUGCAUGCUGCCGGUUUCUUUUUUAACCCCAAGUUCUUCUAUAACACCGCUGAAGAAAUGCGUAGCGAGAUCCUUUCUGCAGCAGUAUUUGAUUGCAUCGAGAGGUUAGUCCCUGAUGUCACCAUCCAAGAUAAAAUCAUCAAGGAGAUAACCUCGUACAAGAACGCUGUCGGAGUUUUUGGAAGGAAUAUGGCGAUUAGAGCUCGGGACACAAUGCUUCCCGCUGAAUGGUGGUCUACGUACGGAGAAAGCUGCUUGAAUCUCUCACGUUUUGCAGUACGUAUUCUUAGCCAGACUUGCAGUUCAUCAUUCGGAUGUAGGAGAGACCUAAUACCGAUGGAAAAGAUUUACCAAUCAAAGAACUGCCUCGAGCAACAACGGCUGAGCGACCUCGUGUUUGUCCAAUACAACAUGCGUCUCAGACGCUGGGAUCACGAAAGCAGAGACGAUUCAGCAGACCCAUUAUCACACAACAACAUGGAUGUUCUUGAAGAAUGGCUUUCGAAAAACCAAGCUUGUGUAGAAGGGAAUGGAAGCUCGGACUGGAAAUCACUCGAGUUGGGUAAGAGGUCUCAAGUAGCAGCCAUUGUUGAUGAAGCUGAAGAUUUGGGCACAGGUUUUGAUGAUGCUGAGAUUUUCAAGGAGGAAAAGGAAGUUGGAGAGGAAGGUUAUUACACAAACAUAUAGGAGGCCUCUUUUGUUCUUCUCAGUCAGUCAUAGGUUCAUUGGAUAUAUAUAUAUAUAUUCUCUUCCUCUUAGGUUUGAUUUGUAUUAUAAGAGUUUGCUUCCAUAGUUUGUUGUCUUAUACAUGUGUGUCUUCACUAGGAUUGUUAGACCAUGACCCCAAAAAAAAAAAAUUCAGAAUUUCAUCACAUCUCUAAUGUGAUUUGUUUGUUCUUAGUAAGGUUAUGUCCAGAUCUGUAGUUGUUUGGCGAAUACCCUUUUCUUUUUCAACUUGUCUGGAAAUGCUUUGUUCU
Messenger RNA from Tarenaya hassleriana, 2901 nucleotides. RefSeq lists its product as uncharacterized. Bases 308 to 2611 code for a protein of 767 amino acids. The record is from RefSeq and is a predicted model, not a curated record. Gene Ontology annotation, molecular function: DNA binding; protein dimerization activity. The transcript has 5 exons. Lineage: Eukaryota; Viridiplantae; Streptophyta; Magnoliopsida; Brassicales; Cleomaceae.